Chanos chanos (milkfish) is the source of this 2487-nucleotide messenger RNA. RefSeq names its product isocitrate dehydrogenase (NAD(+)) 3 non-catalytic subunit beta (gene idh3b). NCBI's taxonomy places the organism in Eukaryota, Metazoa, Chordata, Actinopteri, Gonorynchiformes, Chanidae. Bases 51 to 1214 code for a protein of 387 amino acids. Gene Ontology annotation, biological process: isocitrate metabolic process; tricarboxylic acid cycle. The record is from RefSeq and is a predicted model, not a curated record. The transcript is spliced from 11 exons. Gene Ontology annotation, molecular function: magnesium ion binding; NAD binding; oxidoreductase activity, acting on the CH-OH group of donors, NAD or NADP as acceptor. Gene Ontology annotation, cellular component: mitochondrion.
AGCGUUCUCAACUGCGAGAAAUGCAGUGAGUUCUUUCCACGCUACACUCCAUGAUGGCGGCCGCCUUGCGAGGAAGCCUUGUAACAUUGGCCAAGGGCCUCAGUUGCCCAUGGUUACAGCCACUGUGUGCCCGAUCGCUCAGUCUGACUGCCAGUCAGAAUAGUCCGGACACACCUCCAGCUCGUGCUGACAGCACCUUCAAGGUCACCAUGGUACCUGGAGAUGGAGUUGGACCUGAACUCAUGACUGCUGUUAAGGAGGUUUUCAAGGCAGGUGAUGUCCCUGUGGAGUUUGAGGAGUUCCACCUGAGUGAGGUGCAGAACAUGGCCAGUGAAGAGAAGCUGGACCAGGUCCUCUCCUCUAUGAAAGCCAACAGGGUCGCCAUCAAGGGAAAGAUUCACACUCCCAUGGAGUACAAGGGAGAGCUGGCAUCAUAUGAGAUGAGACUCAGGAGGAAGUUGGACCUGUUUGCUAAUGUGGUGCAUGUGAACAGCCUUCCUGGUUACAGCACCCGGCACAAUAACCUAGAUCUGGUCAUCAUCCGUGAACAAACAGAGGGAGAAUAUAGUUCUCUGGAGCACGAGAGCGUCAAAGGAGUGAUAGAGUGUCUGAAAAUCAUCACACGAGAGAAAUCCCGUCGCAUUGCCAAGUUCGCAUUCGACUAUGCAACCAAGAAGGGCCGCAACAAGGUCACAGCCGUGCACAAAGCCAACAUCAUGAAACUUGGAGAUGGACUCUUCCUGCAGAGUUGUGCUGAAGUUGCGGAGCUUUACCCCAAGAUUAAAUAUGAAAAUAUUAUCAUUGACAACUGUUGCAUGCAGCUUGUGCAGAACCCUUAUCAGUUUGAUGUUUUGGUGAUGCCUAAUCUCUAUGGCAACAUCAUCGAUAACCUGGCAGCAGGCCUGGUGGGCGGAGCUGGUGUGGUACCAGGCGAGAGCUACAGUGCAGAGUACGCUGUGUUUGAGACGGGAGCCAGACACCCAUUUGCCCAGGCAGUGGGGAGGAAUAUUGCUAACCCUACUGCCAUGCUGCUCAGUGCAGCCAACAUGCUCCGGCACCUCAAUCUGGAAUAUCACUCAAACAUGGUGUCGGAGGCAGUCAAGAAGGUCAUCAAACAGGGCAAGGUGCGAACGAGAGACCUAGGUGGUUACAGCACUACUGGUGAUUUUGUCCGUGCUGUUGUGGCCAACCUGCGCCAUCGACCCACUCACUGAGGAUCUGUUUGCCCGCCCCUCUGUUUAUCCCGGACCGCCCCCCUGACCCUGCCAAAUAUUCUGGAUUUUUCUCAAUUUCCCCAGCAUGCCUCUUAAAGGCAUCUAUUUCUUAAGAUGUGGUUUCUCACGGGAUCUCCAACUGCAGCAUAUAACCCUCUCCCUUUUUUGUCAUCUCCUCCUUUCUCUACUGACUUCAUCUCAUCUUUUUGGUCAUUGUUUGCUUUGUAAUCGUCUAAUUCGGUAUUGUUUUGGGGUCUUAAUCUUUUCAUUUCUCGUCAGUUGGCACCUGUCGUAUUGUUUCUACGCGUGUCCAUUUUUGUCCACUAUUUAUUUUGUCAUCUUUCUCUUUGACAUUCUCUCCAUUUCUGACAUGUAUCUGUGUAAGCUUUUACCCCUCAAUCCUAAACUCUACAUUUUAACCCUGCUUUGUACAUGUAUGCACUGUUGACACUGCCUGGCACUCUAUUCUGUAUUAUCCCAAAUGUCUCUUAUUCUUCUGCUACCUCUGCUUUACGAGGCAAGUCUUUCUGAGACUCUGACCUUUUGUCAUUGUCAUUCCUGGUCCCAAAAAACAAUUUCAAAAUGCUCUUCACCAGCCUGUUAUAAAUUUCUCAGGUUUAUGGGAGCCAUUACACAGGGACAGUUGACUCAGUCAGCACAUGUAAAACAGUGCUGCUCAGUAUUGGACUAAACUACAUACUGAUUCACCUACAUGAGUACUACGAUACUCUGUUUCUGAAAAUGAAUGACUGAAAUGGUUGAUGCUAAAACCUUUACUAUCAAGCAACAGUGAUGACGAUGAUAUGAUAUUCUUUUGUUGGAAACAAGGACCGAUGUUCAUCUGUAUAUGAAAUUCAUCAAAAAUCAAUGGUGUCAUAAAGUGUUUCUGGAAAAUAAUGUUCUUCUCUGGAAUGGGAAUUCUGCACAUGUGAGCUAUUCUCAUUUUAUACGUGAAACCUGGGAUUUUCAAAUUCUUAGACGUUGCUGAUAGAAAAACUGCCAGCAAAAGACAGUUCUUCAUAGCCAGCAGUCAGUAGUUAUUUUUCCAAAAGCUAAUUCCUCAAUACAAAGAGCAUCACAAACUGGUAGUGUUUGCUCAUUAUUGUCCUCCAGUUUACAGUGGUGUACUGUUAGGUUUGAGCUUCAUACAUCAGUCCCAAAAGGACUCUCAGUUGUCUUUCAUGAGGGUUAGUAUUCUCUUAAAUGGCUUGUGCUACAUGGAUUGUAUGUCUAUAUCAAACUGUUAAAGAGAAUAAUAAAAGUUGAAAAGAGA